AUGAACGACGAUUCUAAUAACAAUAUGUCUUCCAGAGCCCAGAACAACCGCCAAAAUCCCGCUAGCCCAUUUUUCAUUCAACCAGGCGAAGGUGCUUCUUCUUCCUUAGUACCUGAUUUGCUGACUACGAAAAAUUACGUCACAUGGGUGAGGACAAUGCGCCAAGCUCUCAACAUCAAAAACAAGCUUGGAUUCAUCGAUGGGACCAUCACCAAGCCACAAAACACUUCUGAUCCCCUCUAUGCUCCAUGGGAGCCUGAAAGUGUUUGGAACGAUCUUAGGGAGCGUUUUUCCAUCCAUAAUGCCCCUCGGAUCUUCCAACUUGCCAAAUCAAUCUCAUCCUCCACACAGGAUUCAGAUUCCAUCAGCCGGUACCACAACAAACUCAAGACGUUUUGGGACGAGCUUGAGAUUUAUGAGCCCAUGCCAACCUGCACUUGUGGUGCGGUCAAAACAUUGCUCGACUACACCCACACCCAUAAGGUGAUGCAAUUUCUCAUUGGUUUAGAUGAUUCUUACGACUCUGUUCGUGCCCAAAUUUUGCUUCAGGAUCCUCUUCCACCUCUCAAUCGAGUUCUAUCGCUUGUCCAACAAGAAGAGAGGAGACGACAACUGCACUCUAUACCAGCUCCACUUGCCAUGGCCACCAAGACUUCAGAAAUUCGAAACUCACGCCGUGAACGACAUUUCUGCUCCCACUACAACAUUUCUGGACACUCGUUGGAGCAUUGUUUCAAGGCAAAUCCAAAUUUGCCAAUCUGCAACCAUUGUCGUAUACCUGGACACACAAGGGAAAAAUGUUACAAGCUGAAUGGAUUUCCAUCAGGACACAAGAACAAUUCGAAAUACAAAUCCAAUGCUAAUCAAUCUUCUCUUGCGUAG
Molecule: messenger RNA, 882 nt
Organism: Carya illinoinensis
Lineage: Eukaryota; Viridiplantae; Streptophyta; Magnoliopsida; Fagales; Juglandaceae
Exons: 2
Coding region: 1-882 (293 amino acids)
Source: RefSeq, a predicted model, not a curated record